Messenger RNA from Aureobasidium pullulans EXF-150, 5723 nucleotides. RefSeq lists its product as uncharacterized. Gene Ontology annotation, biological process: positive regulation of autophagy; negative regulation of TORC1 signaling; intracellular signal transduction. Gene Ontology annotation, molecular function: GTPase activator activity. NCBI's taxonomy places the organism in Eukaryota, Fungi, Ascomycota, Dothideomycetes, Dothideales, Saccotheciaceae. The transcript has 2 exons. Gene Ontology annotation, cellular component: GATOR1 complex. The coding region runs from base 95 to 5512 and encodes 1805 amino acids. The record is from RefSeq and is a predicted model, not a curated record.
AAUUUAUCCAACUCUACGAAGAUGAAGUGACUCUUACUCAAUUGACAUGGGCCGAUGAUAUGCGCCCAACCAAUAUUCGCCAAAAACUACAAUAAUGUCAGCUGCCGGACAGCAUCACUUCUGCUUGCUCUGGAUCCACGAUGACAGCUUCUCUGAAGAGACCGUGAUCUUCAACUCGGAUCGUGUGGCUUUGAACGAAGACUCGCUAUGUAAACUUGCGGCUUUGAAGAACACAGUCUCAACGCAUGACUUCUCUAUCAGCACGCCAGCACUCUCAGCUACUAGACCCGAGAAUACGCCAGGGAAGACAUCUCUGCGCCAUGGCAGUAGAAAAUCUGCCAAACAUGUCUCGGAUAUGGAGAAGCAUGCGGACUCCUCCAGAUCCCUGAUCUUUGUGGCCCGCGACAUGACUCCUGAGCAGAAGCGAAAACAGCCUAGGCUUCAAGUCUCCGUCCAUACAAACGCGGCGGCCAAAUUUGGCUUCCGCAACAACAUGCAGGCUAUAGUACUUCCGGCGCUUGAAGAUGUACAUUCUGCGUCUCACGUGGAAAUAGUGUUCCGCGACCAGUAUCUAGCACGCUCAGACAUGUGGAGACUGACAGUAGCAGAGUUGAGUGAAAAGUCAGUCUACCAAGGGCAAAAGUUGCUAUUCUUGGGUAGCAUCAAAGCCACGGUGAAGAACAUCUUUGUUGAUGGACAGAAAGUAACUUCGGCCUUUUUCUCAUCUUCGACGAAACCCAUCUUCCGCAGCGAAUCUGCAAAGUAUGUCAUUUUUGUGCAGAUGUCUCGCGAGAUGUGGGACUUCGAUGCGGAAGGAUCAGGCGAAAUCAUGUUCAACAAAGUCAUCAACGGUUUUUUGCCCGAUCUCUUCAAACGGUGGCAAAGACUCAACGUGCACCAUCUGGUCAGCAUCAUCAUGUUCACUCGACUCGAGUAUGAUCAAGGUGUGCUUGUACGACGUGAAGAGGAUUCGGAUCCACCGGGAAGCAACGGGCGGUCCUACAAUCACGGGUCUGAGUUCAGAGACUAUUAUCGGGUCGUAACCACGGAUGCAGCAAGUAGUCGAUGGGUUGACAUCCUGUACAAACUCAAAAAGGAGUUCAAGGUCUUCUUGAAGGAUGUUUCUAUCGUGGGUGGUAACGAUGCUUACGGGCCACCUCCAGAGACACUAGCAUCGGUGAAAGCCCGAACCGAAACCGAGUCUGUGAUAGCCGGACAACCUACUACAUCGGCAAGAGGCAACAUAUUGGAAGCGAUCAAUCUUGCUGCAUCUCAAUUUUCGAAGGACUACAUCGACCGCGAUCUGGUUCACACAGGAAUUUCACUCUGCAUUGUUACCGCUGGCACGGGUAUAUUCGAAGUCGAUUACAACAUACUGAAAUUGACAACCGAUGCUCUCGUUGCAAGCGGCAUGGGUGUUGAUCUUGUUUCCUUGGCGAGAAUGCCCCUUCAUUCUGUUCCUCUUUUCAGGUACAGAAGUCCUCACGUACUUCCAGGUCUUCCCGUCGUGUCUGAUGUGUAUACCUUUGAAGGGGGCAGCACACCGCGACAAGCAGGCUAUCUGGAGAACCACAUGUUUGGCACUCCUAGGAGUGGUGGCAAAUUCAUGCGCAGAGCCAGUAGUCAUAACAGGGAACAAGUGCCGGGCACACUGAUGGAAUCUGGAGUUCAGUGGAGCUAUGCUCUGCCGCACUGGAUCGAUGUUUCGUUUUGGACCGGUCACUCUGACGAGGAGCAGCUGCGCACUCAGUACGGCUUGAACUCGAAGAAGAAGAAAGGGUCGAAGAGAAAGGACCCUUUCACAACAAGCUGCCGAAUGUACGAGUUGCAGAUGAUGGGUCUCAUGGAGACUGAAAUGAGCGAUAUUGCGAUCCCUCUGCUGCCUGGGACUGCGAACACAGAUAAGUCUCGCCAAGGAAGACACCAUCUUGAGCCUGCACCUAGUGAGGACCUUCCAGGAAGCUAUGGCUCAACACGGUCUUUUCAUGGAUACAUCAGCGGCUCACCUCAGCACGUUGACGAUGAAUCGAUCACCAAGAUGGAUAUGCCUACGCGCAAAGAGCUGAUUGACUGGAUGGCUGCCUAUGACAAGCAAGUGCCAUUCAGAACGCAAGAUUCUCCACCAGUCAAGACAAUACUAGAUCAGACGCCUAUAGAGUCGUCCAGGGGUAGUCUAGACGCUACCGUGAGAUUCAGUUCAUCACCUACAAGACCAAGAAACAGCCUGGCUUCGAACCAGUUCAAGCCUGGAGAGAGCCCGCGGAGCACCGGAUACCUUGGCAAUAGGUCACCUCCGAAACGAGCCAUGCCGCCAGCGAGGCUGGACAAGCCAAACCCACCUUCAAUACGUACCACUAAAGCAACUCCUAAAAGAACUCCUAUGCCACGUCAGAUCAGUCUGGUUGGAGGAUUGGGGACGGCGAAGUCCGCAGCCAGUAUAAGUGUCAGUAAUCAUACAGCAGAGCUUAGUACACCUACGACAGAGUCUCCUCCAACACCGACUGCUCCCAAAGGAGGAGGUGGCCUGUUCUCCAGCCUGACACAACAACUUUUGAGCACGCUGCAGCGUAAACCAUCACAAGCGAGCCUUACACGAACUGAUGUCAGUGACCUUAGUGAUCGAGCAGAUUCGGACAGAGCAAGCCUGGUCCAACGUAGCAAUCCAAUCGCCAUUAGGUCCAAUUCUGUAGUCUCGGGACCCGAAGAGGAGGAAGAGCCAGGCCAGCCAGGCACUUAUCGUGGGUCGGUGUCGAAGAUGUCCGAGGAUAUCGUCAUUCGAGAUGCUUCAGUAGUAGGUCGACAAGCCGCGACAGUGUCCGACUCUGCACCAGACACUAUUGCGGACAAAGCCGACUACAAUCGAGUACUAUCGCCGUUGACUGCAAUCUCACCCUGGCUGACGAUGCUCAAUCCUUCGAACCCGAAGAAGCACAAUAUGAGUAUAGCCAGUCAAUUCCGCCGUUGGCAGCACAUCUUUCCAAAGCCGGUACCUACCUCGGUGAUGAAGUGGAAGUCUUUGUGUUCACCAGCGUCUCUACCUUUGACUGCUGAGUACUUCCCCACAGCCGAGCAACUGCGUAAUGAGUACUCGGAAUCACCUUAUAGGAUAUUGCCUCUGGAAGAUGAAGAGUCCUCCGAGGCCCCAAAGACACGAGAAGCAUUGAUCAGAGAACUCAUUGCCUGUAGACUGUCGCAUGGCUUCCAGAUAGUGGUCGGCCCAGCAGCUACAGAGUUUGCAGGUACAAAAGCCGCUUCUCUAGUCAAAGUGUUCGACAAGAAUUACAUGGCAGAAGAUGGUGCCACGGUGCUGAUGACUGUGGGGAAUAACAUUCACUUGCUCGUUUGUACCGAGAACGGCGAGAUAGAAGUACGGAGGUACAACAGAAAGCCAGUGGCGGAAGUCGAAUACACUGGUGCCGUGGAUCCCACUGUGGCGUAUCACCCAUACAUCCGUACAUAUCUUGCCAAGGGUUAUGAGAUGCGUCCCGUGAUAUUCAAGAACCCGCGACCGACAUACAACUGGAACGCAAUCGAUCACCAUCUUGCUGGUUACAAACAAGAGCACAACUCACAAGACCUUCGUUUCUGGAGAGCUCGAUUUGUCCUAAUACCCGUCGACCAUAAGAUCAGAAGCGGGCAACUAGGCUUUGUCUCUGAAAACUCAGAGGAGGAGAUUCGGUUGGAGGGAAUCCAAAAGCUUACGCAAAUAUGGCAAAGACAUCGCUACAUUCCGCCAGAAGAGCGCCGCUUCCAGCAAUCCCUGCAGCAAAGGCGUAAAGAUCCGAAUCCUCUGGCCAUCGAAUACCACACACAUGAUCCUUCGAUGAUUGUGCGAAACCAUGCAACAGGAUUGGCCGAAGCCUUAUCUCAGGAAGAACCAGGCCAUGAGCUCUUCGCAGAAUCUGAACAAUACCACACUAACGACUUCGAUAUGCAGAAGCUGGCGCAACAUCUGCAGGCAGACCCGCCGAAAGGCAUACCAGUGGCCGACCGUAGGUGGCAUUUCAAGGUUCACUACAAAUGCUUCCGAGGAGAUCAUCUUACGAGCUUUCUUCUUAUCAACUUCAAGGACAUUGAAACGAGAGAGGAUGCGGUCAAGCUUGGAAAUGCUCUGAUGAAGAAAGGCUUGUUCACGCACGCUGUGCACAAACAUCAGUUCCGAGAUGGAAACUACUUUUACCAGAUCGCUCCUGAGUACCGGACUACGCCUUAUCCAGAAAAUAAGUCAGGGUGGUUUGGUAUAGCUGGUAGAUCAAUCCCCACCACACCUAUGCACGAAGGAUCGAAAGCGUCACCCAAGUUUCUGCCAGUAGACAAGAUACGUUCGCCAAGGAUAGGACCUGUGGACAAAGCGCGUUCACCACUGAUAGGACCAACCGAUACCGCCCGUCCUCGAUCAGGCACAGACGAGACGAAAGACUCUGCUAGAAGCACGCCGAAACCAGACUCGAACAACAGGCCAAGAUUAGAGCUCAGUCGCAGUUUGCGUUAUGAUGUGGAUCAUCGCAAGAACUCUUAUCGUCCCGAGAUCAUCACGCUGCAUUAUGAUCGCAUACACAAUCCUGAUAACUGCUACCACAUCCGCCUAGAAUGGAUCAAUGUGACAGCCAAGCUCAUUGAAGAUGCUCUGGUAUCUUGGGCAACUAGUGUAGAGCGGUACGGCUUGAAGCUAGUUGAGUUGCCUAUCGCCGAGGGUCACGCCAUUAUCACUCAACACCCCUUUAGAAGGCCCUACAUCAUCAAGCUUGCCUUACAACCUCCAAAGGGAACACCUAAGCAGUACCUGGAGGCAGGCACUAGUGCAUACGAGGAGACUUACCCCUACCAAAGAGCGCUUGUCCGAAAAUUCGAUUUCGUAUUAGACUACGAGGCGGCCAGUACCUUUGAUCCCGGAGUCGACGUGAGCUACUCUUGGGGAAAGCCAGAGUACCAGUACACGCAAUUCAUACACAAGUCUGGCGGUUUACUCAUACAAAUCGACGGCGAUGGUAAUCUUAUGCUCGUCGCGAACAGACUUUGCGUCAAUCGCUCAGGAGGCGCUCGAGAAGCCUCCAAGUAUGAGGUGCCUAGACGCGAGAAACGGAACUUCUCAGCACCAGCACCACCGCCACAUGCCUCUCCUUUCUUGAGCGCCUUCAAAAUUUCAGAGCCGCAAAGCAUGCUCCAGAAAAACUCGUUUACUGAAGCUCCGGUUGAGCCUGAGAUCGUAGCCGAGAAGCUAGAGGCAUUCUGCUCCGAUCCAGAGAAAUUGAGAAUGUUCUAUGAAGAUGCGCUAAGACCUACAGCGAGUCCUAGCCCGCACUUGACGCCCAGACAGACUCCUAGGCAGACACCGGUGCUGGGUGCGACUAGUGCCAUACCACCAUUAGGACUGCCGCCGAGUAUUAGCCUUAGGAAUGCUAGUUUUGUGGAGAGCAGCCCGAGGAUGGGGUUGUCGCAGUCGAGGAGGGCGAGUGUACAAGGACUCAAGUCCUUCUUGACGGAGUCAGGAAGUCACCGUGACUUGAACUGAGCUUGGCGAUUGGUUGGUAUUUGGCGCUUCGAAGUUGGAUUGGAGGUUUGUGGCUCGGUGGUGUUGAGUGAAUCUUACUCAUGCGCACAAGAAAGGCGCCCAUCUAUCUCGGUGAGGAGAUCAGAGGCUUGUUUGGAGUAGAUAGACAUGUGAAGUCGAAUGUUCUUGAUUCACACUACCAAUGCAAUUCUCCCUAAUUUCAGACGCUUUC